UACCCCGGGCCGCGUCGGACAAUAAACAAACUUUGCCGAACUUUUUGUGAUAAAUUUUGGUGCAGAGUAAUCUGUUGGUAACUUUACGGACAGCAUGGGUCGCCGGAAAUCGAAAAGAAAGCCACCGCCAAAACGAAAGAACAUCGAGCCGCUCGACCAGCAGUUCAACUGCCCGUUCUGCAAUCACGAGAAAUCCUGCGAGGUGAAGAUGGACAAGAGUAAAAACUCAGCGAAAAUAUUGUGCCGCGUGUGCAUGGAAGAGUAUCAAACGCAGAUAAAUUUCCUAUCGGAACCGGUAGAUGUUUACAAUGAUUGGGUCGACGCGUGUGAGACUGCCAACUAAGAGCGACGCGAAAUAUAGCUGCGUUUGGUGGCUAGCAAGCGUGUGUAUAGGAUAAGCAUAAGUUCUCUAUUAUAUCUAACGAAAAUAAAUCAUUGUCCUAAGGUGUAACGCUAAA
Anopheles coustani is the source of this 458-nucleotide messenger RNA. Its product is annotated as transcription elongation factor 1 homolog. The transcript is spliced from 2 exons. Gene Ontology annotation, molecular function: RNA polymerase II complex binding. Lineage: Eukaryota; Metazoa; Arthropoda; Insecta; Diptera; Culicidae. Gene Ontology annotation, biological process: transcription elongation by RNA polymerase II. Gene Ontology annotation, cellular component: transcription elongation factor complex. Bases 95 to 343 code for a protein of 82 amino acids. The record is from RefSeq and is a predicted model, not a curated record.